Tupaia belangeri chinensis (Chinese tree shrew) is the source of this 3205-nucleotide messenger RNA. RefSeq names its product cytokine dependent hematopoietic cell linker (gene CLNK). Gene Ontology annotation, biological process: intracellular signal transduction; cell surface receptor protein tyrosine kinase signaling pathway. The transcript is spliced from 19 exons. Bases 216 to 1499 code for a protein of 427 amino acids. NCBI's taxonomy places the organism in Eukaryota, Metazoa, Chordata, Mammalia, Scandentia, Tupaiidae. The record is from RefSeq and is a predicted model, not a curated record.
UAAACCGGACCUGUGAGGAGGUUUCUGCUGAAGGACACUGUUUGACAUCAAAAACAAUUCAACCCACUGUGUUUCGGAUUACCAGCUCCUCAAGUUCUUGGCAAUGCCUCCGUGAGCCCCGGUGGGAGACGGACAUCGCAUCCCUGAGUCGUGGUGCUCCCCAUGCUGUUCAGGCUGAAUUGAAGAUCCCUCUCAUUUGCCGGGUGCCAAGAACUAUGAACAGGCAGGGCAAUAGAAGGACAACAAAAGAAGGACCCGGUGAUUUGAAAUUCCAGAGCUUCACUCUGCCCCCAAAUAGGUCAUGGCCUCACCUCAACAGUGCCACAGGCCAGUACCAGACAAUUAAUGAACCGCUUCCCGACUGCAAAAGGAAUUUUGCUGCAGUGCAGGAUGGAGCAAAAGGCCAAAGUGAUGAUGACUAUGAAGACCCUGAGCUUCAAAUGGUAGAGGCAUGGCAAUCAAUAAAAAUUUUACCAGCAAGGCCUAUAAAGGAGUCUGAAUAUGCAGAUACGCGCUAUUUCAAAAGUGCAGUGGACACUCCCUUCUCCUUAGACACCAAGACACUUGUGCCCAUUGAGGGACAAUCCUGGAACACAUGGAUGAGCUUAGAACAAGUGAGCAAACCCACCUCCAAGGAACUCAGAAGCCAACACACUAAAGGAGACAAAGCCAUAAAGGGAAACAAGACUCCUUUACCACCUCCUCGGCCUCCCAUCACUCUGCCAAAGAAGUACCAGCCCUUGCCCCCGGAGCCGGAGAACAGCAGGUCAUCUUUCCCUCAGAGACACACCUUUCCUGAAGUCCACAGAGUGCCCAGACAGAUAAGCUUAAAUGAUUUAAGUGAGGUCCUAGGAGCAAAAAAAGUUCCUCAUCACCAGAUGAAGCCUGAAUCAUCUCAACUGUCACAAAACCAAAAUACUCAAGAGAUUCCACUUGCUGUUACCAGCUCUUCGUUCAUGAUGAUCAAUCACAGUGUGCAAAACAAAGAUCAUAAAGGAAGCUUGCAGUCCUAUUCUCAGAGAUGCCAGUCUCCCGCCAGCCAUGGCCCUCACAAAGAUAUGCCACCAUAUAAAAACACAAGCUGGAGAAAACCUUUCCCCUCAAAGCCUAAUGAAAAGGAUGUCCAGCACAAUGAAUGGUACAUUGGAGAAUACGGUCGCCAGGCAGUGGAAGAGGCGCUAACGAAGGAGGACAAGGAUGGUACUUUCUUGGUCCGAGAUUGUUCCAAAAAAUCCAAGGCAGAACCCUAUGUUUUGGUGGUAUUUUAUGGGAAGAAAGUGUACAAUGUGAAAAUCCGCUUCCUGGAGAGGUAUCAGCAGUUUGCCCUGGGGACAGGACUCAGAGGAGAUGAGAAGUUUGACUCAGUGAAAGACAUCAUCGAACACUACAAGUAUUUUCCUAUUAUACUAAUUGACGGGAAAGAUAAAACCGGAACCCACAGGGAACAAUGCUACCUAACUCAGCCACUCCCCAUCACCAGACUUUUCCCGCCUUGGUAGCCUGUCUUUGUUUUGUCUCAGUUCAGUGGAUUCAAUGCUUUUAUUAUUUUUUCAUUUAUUUCCAAAGAUUAUUUUGGGUGUCUUCAAAGGAUGACUAUUUGGACUUUGUAGAAGAGAAAAAAAUACAAUAAUAGAAACUGGAAAAUCAAUUUUAGAUUUGAAAGUUCAAACUACAGAGGAAACAUCUAUAAUAUGCAAAAAAUAAAUAAAAAACUAGUUUUUGAAAGUAUCUUCUAAACAACAAACUGUAAACAUGGUCAUUGAACCCAUGUUACAAACAAACAGCAAAGUUAUAAAACUACUGCUUAAAUGUUUGCAGCUAGCACAUGACAAACCCACAUGAAAUUCUACAUCUGUCUUUACAGAGCAGGGUGCUGCCUUUAUUUCAGGACUAUCGGGGCUAUGGAUUUACAACAUCUGGAUGGUUUCUAAUGCCAAAGAUGUUGGUGAAUAUUAACUUAUCUCAUUUAUUAUCCUGGAACUUUAAUCAUAGGGGAAAAAUGUGGAAAGGAAAACAACAGCACUUAUGACGAGCACCUUAGACACAGAAAUUGGAAAUACUUGCAUCAUGAUAUAAAAUGGCCAUAAGACCCAUCUCUAGCACACUCCACAGCAACUUUAAGCCAAAUGGAAUGAGCAGACUUACAGUAAGAAACUCAGAAGACUGUAUCCUAUUCCAGCCUUAAAUCAAGCAUACAGCUAACUGAAGUUUAAAAAAAAAAAUGAUAAUUUGAAUUAUGGACUUCCAUUCAAAGACAAUAAGAACUGUCCUCAAAGUACUGUGGAUUCUUUCAGUAACAUUGUAAAUAUUAUGAAAUUGUCCCCUCUCAAGGUUAAGAAGAUUUCACUUUAUUCCUGAUGAAAAAGCAGAGGCAGCUCAAAGAAAGAACUGAUCUCUCUGAAUAUAAGAAGAGCACCCGAACUGUAAUCCAUCUGGCCUGUCUCCAUGCAAGGACAUCUCCCCAGAUAUAUCAAGUACAUUUCCUAACCCGGGAAUUUCACAAUCAAAUCUAAAAGCUAAGUUUGAAAAAAUAAAUAAAUAAAUUAGAACAAUUUGAAGAUACAGAUUCACUCAUCUUAAAAUUAACAAGCUUUUGUGGUGGGAUAAGCUAAAAAAGAAAGAAAAAGAAGGUUUCAUUGAAAUGAAUGAUUGGUACACACUGGCUUCAAAUGUUACCAGUGCCUACAUGUGAAAUUCACGUGGUAUUUAUGUAACAUUAGUUUUAUUGCAGAAGUAAAACCGUAUAGAUUUAAAAGGUAAAAGAACCAAGUAAAAACAACACAAUGUCCAGGAUAUCUCUUCUCUGAAAUAACUGGCAAUCAGCUCCCUGGGAAGAACUCUCUGCACCUCCCACUAAGUAAACACCUGCUGGAGUGCUCUCCUUUCGAAAUGCCAAUAUAAAAGAAUACCUUUAAGCAAGAUCAGGGCAUUUGAUGAAGAAGCUCUUUCUGAAGUUGGAAUGCUCCAUACUCAACUGAGACUAUCUGAGAACACACCUUCACAGAAUUAACAUAUGAAUCAAGAGACAAGUGUUUCGAUUGGAGCUUGGCUACUAAGAAGCAGACUGAUCAGAGCUGAAGGGAAAUGAGGACUCUACGGAAGGCUGUAUAGUCUAUGAAAAGUCCAACUCUCACCCUAAAAAGCUAUUGAGACAGAGACCAGCAGUUAGCAUAAUGGCUAUGUUGCUGGACUCCCACGUAAUCGA